Solanum dulcamara is the source of this 3722-nucleotide messenger RNA. RefSeq names its product cellulose synthase A catalytic subunit 1 [UDP-forming]. Lineage: Eukaryota; Viridiplantae; Streptophyta; Magnoliopsida; Solanales; Solanaceae. The transcript has 14 exons. Gene Ontology annotation, cellular component: plasma membrane; trans-Golgi network. Gene Ontology annotation, biological process: plant-type primary cell wall biogenesis; cellulose biosynthetic process. The record is from RefSeq and is a predicted model, not a curated record. Bases 159 to 3419 code for a protein of 1086 amino acids. Gene Ontology annotation, molecular function: cellulose synthase (UDP-forming) activity.
GAAAUGAUAAAAAGAGAGUAGCAUAGGAGUGAUGGUCAGUUGAGGAAAUGCACCGUUGCUUCACAUUGGCAUAACCCCUUUUUGAUCUUUCUAACAUCAAAGAAGCAGCAGAAAAUUGAUUAAGCUGUGUGAUAUCCUCUGUUUCUUGAGGAAAAGAAAUGGAGGCAAGUGCUGGAAUGGUAGCUGGAUCUCACAAGCGCAAUGAGUUAGUUCGGAUUCGACAUGAUUCUGAUAGUGGGCCGAAACCCUUGAAGCCUCUCAAUAGUCAAAUAUGCCAAAUUUGUGGUGAUACUGUUGGGUUGAAUGCUAGUGGUGAUGUAUUCAUCGCUUGUAAUGAGUGUGCCUUUCCUGUUUGCCGGGCUUGUUAUGAGUACGAGCGUAAAGAUGGAAAUCAAUCGUGUCCACAAUGCAAGACCAGAUACAAGAGGUUCAAGGGGAGUCCACGAGUAGAUGGAGAUGAUGACGAGGAAGAUGUUGAUGACAUCGACAAUGAGUUCAAUUAUGCCCAAGGAAACAGCAAGGCCAGACAGCAAUGGCAUGGUGAUGAUGCUGGUCUCUCUUCAUCCUCUAGACACGAAUCUCAGCAACCGAUCCCUCUUCUUACAAAUGGCCAGCCAGUUUCUGGUGAUUUUCCUAGUGCAACAACUGAUACACAAUCUGUAAGAAGUAUGUCAGGACCCUUGGGCCCUGGAGACAAGCAUGCAUCCCUGUCUUAUGUUGAUCCAAGACAGCCCGUUCCUGUCAGAAUUGUGGACCCCUCAAAGGACUUGAAUUCUUACGGGCUUGGAAGUGUUGACUGGAAGGAGAGAGUAGAGGGUUGGAAACUGAAACAGGAGAGAAAUCUGGUGCAUUCGACAAACAGAUAUGCAGAAGGGAAAGGCGGAGAUAUUGAAGGGACAGGAUCAAAUGGAGAAGAGCUACAAAUGGCUGAUGAUGCUCGCCAACCUAUGAGCCGUGUGGUGCCUAUUCCUUCAUCCCACCUUACCCCAUAUCGGGUUGUAAUCAUUUUGCGGUUGAUCAUCUUGGGAUUUUUCAUGCAAUACCGUCUAACUCAUCCAGUGAAUGAUGCAUAUCCUCUGUGGCUAGUAUCAGUUAUUUGUGAGGUCUGGUUUGCCUUGUCCUGGCUUCUUGAUCAGUUUCCCAAAUGGUCACCAAUCAAUCGUGAGACAUACCUUGACAGGCUAGCUUUGAGACAUGAUAGAGAAGGGGAGCCUUCCCAGCUUGCACCUGUUGAUGUCUUUGUCAGUACAGUGGAUCCUUUGAAAGAACCUCCUCUCAUUACUGCAAACACAGUGUUGUCCAUCCUUGCUGUUGAUUAUCCUGUGGACAAGGUCUCAUGCUAUGUGUCAGAUGAUGGUUCAGCAAUGCUAACGUUUGAAUCCCUUUCUGAGACUGCAGAGUUUGCAAGGAAAUGGGUUCCCUUCUGCAAGAAGUUCAGCAUUGAGCCUCGGGCCCCUGAAUUUUAUUUUGCUCAAAAGAUAGAUUAUUUGAAGGACAAGGUUCAGCCUUCUUUUGUGAAAGAGCGCAGGGCAAUGAAGAGGGAAUAUGAAGAAUUUAAAAUACGAAUCAAUGCUCUUGUUGCAAAAGCACAAAAAAUGCCUGAAGAAGGUUGGACGAUGCAAGAUGGAACAGCUUGGCCUGGAAAUAACCCUAGGGAUCAUCCUGGAAUGAUCCAGGUCUUUUUGGGGCACAGCGGCGGCCUUGAUACUGAUGGAAAUGAACUUCCUCGUCUGGUUUAUGUUUCUCGUGAAAAGCGACCAGGUUUUCAACACCACAAGAAAGCUGGAGCUAUGAAUGCUUUGAUUCGUGUUUCUGCAGUUCUUACCAAUGGAGCAUAUCUUUUAAAUGUCGACUGUGAUCACUACUUCAACAACAGCAAAGCACUUAAAGAAGCUAUGUGUUUCCUCAUGGAUCCUGUUCUUGGAAAGAAGACAUGCUAUGUUCAGUUCCCUCAACGAUUUGAUGGCAUUGACUUGCACGACCGAUAUGCUAACCGCAACAUUGUGUUCUUUGAUAUAAACUUGAAAGGGUUGGAUGGUCUUCAGGGUCCUAUGUAUGUGGGAACUGGGUGUUGUUUUAACAGGCAGGCCCUAUACGGGUAUGAUCCUGUCUUAACUGAGGCUGAUUUGGAGCCGAACAUCAUUGUGAAGAGCUGUUGUGGUGGGUCAAGGAAGAAGGGAAGGAGUGGAAACAAGAAAUACAUUGAUAAGAAGAGGGCUGUAAAAAGAACAGAAUCUACUAUCCCAAUUUUCAAUAUGGAAGACAUUGAAGAAGGCGUAGAAGGAUAUGAUGAGGAGAAGUCGCUGCUUAUGUCACAGAAGAGCUUGGAGAAGCGGUUUGGUCAAUCACCAGUGUUCAUUGCUGCCACUUUUAUGGAACAAGGAGGCAUUCCCCCAUCCACUAAUCCUGCAACUCUUUUGAAAGAAGCAAUCCAUGUUAUUAGCUGUGGCUAUGAGGACAAGACUGAAUGGGGAAAAGAGAUUGGGUGGAUCUACGGAUCUGUCACUGAAGAUAUUUUGACUGGUUUUAAGAUGCAUGCACGAGGAUGGUAUUCCAUAUACUGCAUGCCUCCCCGGCCAGCAUUUAAAGGGUCUGCUCCUAUCAAUCUCUCUGAUCGUUUAAACCAGGUGCUCCGGUGGGCCUUGGGUUCUGUUGAAAUCCUGUUGAGUAGGCAUUGCCCAAUAUGGUAUGGCUACAGUGGCAGAUUGAUACUUCUGGAGAGAUUAGCAUAUAUUAACACCAUUGUCUAUCCUAUCACAUCUUUACCUUUGCUUGCUUACUGUACGCUUCCUGCCAUCUGUCUUCUGACGGGGAAAUUUAUCAUUCCUGAGAUAAGCAACUAUGCUGGCAUGUGGUUCAUUCUUCUCUUCCUUUCCAUUUUCGCAACUGGUAUAUUGGAGCUUAGGUGGAGUGGUGUGAGUAUUGAAGACUGGUGGAGAAAUGAACAGUUCUGGGUCAUUGGUGGUACAUCGGCUCACUUGUUUGCAGUUUUCCAAGGUCUACUGAAAGUGCUUGCUGGGAUUGAUACCAACUUUACAGUCACGUCAAAGGCAAACGAUGAGGAUGGGGAUUUUGCAGAGCUUUAUGUGUUCAAAUGGACGACUCUGCUUAUUCCUCCCACAGCGAUCCUUAUUGUGAAUCUGGUAGGAAUUGUGGCGGGUGUUUCGUAUGCCAUAAACAGUGGAUAUCAAUCAUGGGGUCCUCUAUUUGGGAAGUUGUUCUUUGCCAUUUGGGUCAUUGUCCACUUGUACCCUUUCCUCAAAGGUUUGUUGGGACGUCAGAAUCGUACUCCUACCAUUGUCAUUGUCUGGGCUGUUCUCCUUGCAUCCAUAUUCUCAUUGCUUUGGGUGCGCAUCGAUCCCUUCACAUCAGACGCUACAAAGACUGCUACAAGAGGUCAAUGUGGCGUCAAUUGCUAGUGAGAAGUUUCAUGGUAAGAAAAAUUUGCUAAUGCAUUCCCUUGUUGUAUAUAAGAAAACUAAGGCGCUCUCGAGUCCUAUGGUCAUGUUGUACCACUGUUGUCAGUCAGAAGGAGUGUGAUGCAUGAAAGACAUCAAACUCUAUUGGAUUUUUGCCUUUUGUUUGUAUACCUUUUACCUGUCUCAGAUGUUCAUGCAAGCCCUGUAACUUAUGAUGUGGAGAAUUUUGAAUUUGAUUUUGUUAUCGUUGGUGCAGUAUCGUUCGACCCUCUUCCUUAAAGAGAUGAUAUGUUUCUGAUUUAA